AGAAGAAGAGCAUACAGAAAACAAUCAUCCUCUCCAUACUGAUGAGUUUUGUUGUGUCAGGAGCAAAGUUGUGCUAUCCAAGAUGAACACUUCAGUUUGAGCAGUGCUCAGUUUCCUCCAGCCCAAGCCACGUUUUCAUUGCUCUCACUCACUUGCGCUGAGCACACAGAACAGCCCUGUGUGAGCAAAGGGGACUUCCGAGCUGCCACCUCUAGGAAUCUUUUCAAUUCCACUGCUCCUAAUACUUCAUUGCAAGGAGAGAGAGCAGUCCAACCCCCUCUGACGCCAGACUAAGCAAACUGAUGCCUUGAAGUGUACCUGUCCUCUAAUCGUCCCACCCAUUCUGCUCUGCACACCUCCAUUUGAUUGGCAGGCAUCUCUAUUGGAAUGGUAGAUAAUAUUCUGGAUGAGGACCCAACAUCUCAUUAGAUUCUAAGAGCAUAAAAAUUGAAGAAAGGCACACUGACAGAGAAAGUGAAAUAUAAGGACAAAGAACUUCCUUUGUGUCUCGGCAGUGGAGAAAACUCCUUGAUAUCCCUCUCAUCAGAUAAGAGUGCCAUCUGCAUCAUGGGGAGAGUGUAGGAAAGCAAACUGGAAAAUGGGAGGCUGAGAAGAGGACCUCUGUAAAACAGAUCUAAGGAAAGUAGUUUAUAAAAUAUUUCUGACAACUCUUUCCGAAUGUUAUAUUCUUCUUGUUAACUCUGUGUAAUUCUUCUGCCAUUUAACCUUGCUUAGAAAAGAAGAAAAUGAGCUACCAAGAGCAGGGAGAAAAAACCUCUUCUUAGCUAUAAGUUGUAUUUACUAUGAAAAUCAGAAUAAAUACAACUCUCAAUGUGGUGAAAAGACACUGAAAAAUUAAUAGACUGUAUACAGGACAAUAAAAUUAUUGAGAUUCUCCAUAAUGUUCUUCCACAGUGUUAUAUUACAGACAAUUUCUAAUCCACAUUGAAGUCUAACAUUGGCAAAUAAAAAGAUCUCAUGCAGUAGAUGAAGGAAUUGGAAGAACAAAGGGAGCUCCUGUGCCAAGAGACUGUGUAUUUUUGUCCUUAAAUAAUGAAUUGAAAAUAAAAGCGAUGUCAUGUAAGAGCUUUUAUUACAGAAGAUUCUUCUUGUUAUCAUGUAAGGGCAAUUACACUGAGCUGAGUAUUUGUGACAACUUCCAGUUGCUGGGAAGCAAGGAAAAGAGCACAAGUGCUCAUCUGGCUGAGUUAUGAAGUAGAAUCUUACUCAUUAUUCAUAUUAUUCAUUAUUGGCCAGUCAAAGUAACUCUGUUGUACUCCAUCUUCCUUGCUUCUGGAUACUGAAAAAGCAGAAUCACCCUCCUUUCACUCUUCAUGAUACGGUAAAGAUUCCAUCACCAUAAUUGCCCAACCAGACCAAAGUCGUGAGCAAGAAAUUCCUCAAACAUGUUGAGUGUCUUCUACAUAUGUGACUGCACAAGCCCCAGUUAUUGUGUCUGUACAAAGUGACGGACACCUGGAGCAGAACUAGCUCACAGCCCUGGAGCUGGCAAGGCAUCAUAUCUGUCCCACACAUUUUUUCAAAUCCAGAGGUCAUUGAGAAGAGAUAAAUAUGACCUGGUAUAUAGUACAGAGGAAUCCAGCGGACAGAUUUCUUCUGUUUGCAGAGAACUUCCAUGAGUGUCAAAGAAGGUGGUUCAUAGUAGGGGCUGAACUGGUACCUAGGUGCUGUGGGUAUGCCUGUGUUCAGCCUCUGGCUAUUACAAGGUUUAAAUGUCAUUAUUUUACACUUUGAGUAGCAAACAUCAGCUAUGUUAUAACUUCUGGUUCUUGAUUGCAGUUAGGGCUGAGAUGCUAUGACACCACGCAACAGAAAAAGGCAAUGUAAGAACGAAAGAGGCUUGGAUGGAAAAUAGAACCUGCUUUCAAGAACAGGCAGAGAUUUUCUGAAUCUAGUGCAACCCUGUUCGUGUUUUUGUCUAAGCUUUGGAAACAGCUUCAGCUAGUGAAGAUGCGUCAAGGAACUGUGACAUGCCAUACUAUGCUGGGCCACUUCUGUGGCACAGUGAGAAAUGGUGAAUAUGGAGGAGCAGCGUGAGAAUACACAGGAGGAUGUGGUCUGCCUCCCCUUGAAGUGACUCCACGUAUCUGCUUGCAGACCAGCUCCUCAGCUUCUAUUGUGCAUUACUACACUGAGUGCUGCAAACCACUGUACCAGCCAUCAGGUGCUCGUGCUUCAGCUCCUGCAGCGGAGAAGAGGCUCUAUUGUCACGCUGUGUAACCAAAGGAGCCAGCCCUGCAAACCUCCGGUUGUAGUAACACGAGUGUCUUCUUCAGCAGCGAGGCUGUUUAAAGAACUUCCUACUCCAUGUCACCACCAUUCUCUUGUGGCUCUGCAUCACAGUGUAUUGAUCUUUCAGGAGCCUGUAUAACAGCUGCUGGUAUCACUGAAGCAAUCCAAGUUAAAAAUCCUUCUAGCAGACAGCUUGAGAGUUUGCUUGUUCAUUUUACUUUGUUUUAAUUAUAAUUAUGUUACUAUCAGCUCUGCUUUCUCCAUAGCACAACUGGCAGGUUUACAACCAGUAAUGCAUUGCUAGAAGACAGAAACUCCUACUGGCUCUGCUGCAGAUCAAAACCAUGGAUCGCCUACGCAACAAGUAUCUCCUAGCACACAGGGCUGAGGGGGCCACUGUGUAUCACUGAGCAGCAGUAUUCCAGGAACACUAAUUGGCUGCAGGUGCAAAUUGAAUUAAGCCCUUUCACCGUGGCUGAAAUAUAGUUUCUGACAGAAUCAUUUUAAGGAAGAGAAUUUAGGAAAGUCUUAACUCAGCAGCCUGGUCUACAUUUAAAACUUGCAGGUCAGCACCUUUAGCGAAGCCUGGAAAAACUAUUGUGUGAUCAGUCAUUGCACUGAAGCAGCAGCACCCGUUUGGUAGUCUUGGACAAAAAGCUGAAUGCUGUGGUUUCACUAACUUAUCAUUGAAACCUUGCGGUUCUGUGUAGGAGGUUGCACAAGCUGGACACAUCUGACAUCCUUGUUUCUGAGCGAUGAAAUCUGUACAUCGGAUUUAUGAAAAUUAUCUCUGUUUUCUGCUAAGUUCAGUGAAAUAAUGCAGUUCCUUGACAAGUGAAAUGUGCUAAUGUUGAUGCAAAGGGCAUCACAGCAGGUAUGCAUAACUGGAAUUGGAGGGAGGAGAAAAUACAUUUCUUGGCUUGUCCAAGCUGUGUAGCUUCAGAAGAAAUACAUCCACAUCUGCAUUGCCAAACUGGAACUGGGACCCACCAUGGACUCUUAUCUUCCUCACUUCUGCCUUCUGCUCUGAAGCCUGAGCUGAUAAUCAUUACAACUGCAACUGCAAACUUAUCAUGUGACCCCAGAUUCUUUGAGCUGUUUCCCUGAACCGACUUGUGGGAAGCUGAGAGAAAAAUGAGGAUCUGCUGAAGGUGCUAUUUGAAAUCAGUGGAUGCAAAUAACCUUUUUUCCUCCAUAAUCAUUGCAAUCAUGGAAAGUGUAGAUAACCAAGGAAAUACUGUCUUUCUGAGCAUCCAAAAUUUACCUAGAGCAUGCAGAGUUGCAUUUCAGAAAUAGCAUUGGUGCUCAGUGAAGUUUCCCUCCAGCCUGAGAUCUUCAGCACAAGUGCUUCCUACACACAGGAGCAUGGCAGAGCUUUCCCCUCAGGGAUCUCACCAGGCCUGGCACUGCACAAGCCCUUGGUGCACUCCAGUCUGUUCCUCUCCAGGUUCCCAGCAGCUGGCUUGUAGUAGUGUAGACAUCACAACAGCAUGAGAAGAGCAGCCCAGAUCCACCACUGGUUAAAUAACCCUUGGGUACCUAGUUGGAGAGCUGACCAGUGAUUUCAGGUUUUCUUCAAAAUUAUUCCGAAAAAGAUUGAGAAUUAACCAAGUAUAGUUGCUGGGAAGUGGCCCAUGCUCCACUGGAGCCCCAUGGCGGCCCCCACAGCGUGUUCCCUGCCAGCCCCCAGCUCUGCAGGUCAGUGUGGCAUUGGUCACUCCAGGAGGAGGGGCAGAAAUUGUGCAUUUUCUGGAUUCCCAACAUAGAUUGCCUGGAGUCCUGAUGCAAAGAUGCUGCACACUGGCCAUGGCUUUCAGGGCUGUGAAUUCAAGAAGACAUAUUGGACUCCAGCAGCUCUCAUCCUUGGCGUGGGCUGGACGAACAUUAUUGGGACCAAUGAAAUCCUGUAAAUUUGUUGUGGAUGAAAGCACCAGCGAAAGCACGUUGAUUUGUUCUGCUGUUAGACUGUUGGAAAGUUUGGAUUUAACAAGUGCUGCUGGACAGCUUCUUAAUGAAACCAUUCAGGCCCAAAACAAGGAAUUUAGAACUGGGAUGAGUACCCUGUUGUUUCUCGUUGGUGCAUGGAGCAACGCCAUACUGGAAUGCCUCCAGCAGAACGUUCCUGUGUCAGCAAUAGUAUCUGUGAUGUCUGAGGGCUUGGACUAUUGCUGUGAGAAAGUCCAGUGUCUUCAAAUAUCAGUACAUGAUGUAAACAAAGAGCUGUGUUCUAGCAGCGUUAGGCCAGGCACUUCUGAAAGUAAAGCUUCUCAAAUUCCAUAUGACAGUGCUCUAAAUCCUCAGAUGUUUCUAUGUUUUCAGAAAGAUAUUUCUGCAUCAGAAGAACUUGUUCCAAGGAACUCUUGUUUCCCUCAGGAAGCUGAUUGUAAUUUUAAUAAGGGCCUGGUUUGGCCUUUGGCCAGUUUUGGUUCAGUAGCUUCUCUUGUCAGGUCAGUGGAUGACAAAAGUACAUCUGUGAUUUCUGGAAGUGGUAUCUUUGCAUCCAGCUGUAAACAAAAAUUAACUCACAGCAGGUACUUCAGCACUGUAACACAAAGCCAUGUUUCUAGUCACCAAGGUGAUUCUCAGGUAUGCCUUUCAGGACAGUCAGCAUAUACUUGUGACUGUUACGGUUUAGGACACCUGGCAAUGGCUCUGAGCCAUGGAAAUCAGCCUAGCAUGAAACUGCUUCAAAGCAUUGUUGCGUAUCAGCACGAGAGAGCAGAAUGUAGUGGCUCUUCCCAGUUUAGUAUUGCAGAAAUUACAACAUGCUGUUUACCAGGUCUGCCUGAAAGUUACUCCUGUGUUUGCCCAGGUUUUAUCACUCCAGUGUCACCAGAACAAGCCACAGUUAUCAAAUACUUUCAGGACAAAUCCCUUUGGAUUCUGCUAAUGGAUGGUGACCUAACUGAACACUAUCGUCACUUAGGUUUCGCUAAACCACGGAAUGUAAAGACCAUAUUGGAGUAUCCUGGCCUACGGGAAAGUGGAUCAGGAGACUCGUGGCUAAGCAAUAUGUUAGAUAUUCUAAUAAGCUUGGAAGUAAACUUGGUUUUGGUCAAAGGAAAUGUGUGUGAAAAAUUAAUGGAAAGAUGCAUCGCAAACAAUAUAUUGAUAAUUAGUUCUGUGACUCAGAAUGUGUUGAGUGCCUUUGGGGAGGUAACCGGUGCCCAGCCCAUGACAUACCUCACUCAGCUGAAUGCUUCUUGCCUGGGGAGUGGGGUAUGGGUGGAGCUGUGGAAGGGCUGUGAUGAGCGUGCAAUGGAACUGGGUCAGCUUGUGCCAGUCAGGAUAAGCGUGCAAAGAAUUCCUCUGCUCACGGCUGUGCUUACCACCACUGUAGCUUCAAAGAUGCAGAUCACUGAAGACCAGUUUUGGGGCUUUGUGUAUCGACUUCAUCAUGCUUUAAAGGAUGGGAAGGUUUUUCUUGGCGGUGGUGCGGUUGAGUUCUUAUGUCUUAGCCACAGUCAGAUGCUUGCAGAGCAGUCUCUAAAGCUAGCAGAUAAAAAUGCUGUGAAGGAGUUUCAUAGUCCUCAGCUGGCAGCAUCUUCAUCAGAGUAUAAAGCAGUUGUGCUUCAAGCACUAGCCACUGGCUGGAACCAGUAUCUUUCCGUGGUCAUGUGUAACACUGCAAAAGCAGCAUCUGAGUUUGAAGCUCAUACCUUAAUUGAUCAUCACCUCCAAAAAGCAGCUAAAUGUGGCUCUCCCUCAGCAUAUGUACUGAAAGAGUUCAGAGGAGGUGAUAUGUUCAGAGGUUGUUCUACUGCGUUCAUUGACCAUGAAGAGGGUGUAAAGGUUUAUGAUAAUGUUACAGCCAAGAUGGAGGCAUGGCGGAGAGCUCUGGACUUGGUGCUGCUAGUGCUUCAAACAGAUGCUGAAAUUAUCAUAGGUCCCAGAAGGAAUCAGCUAUUAAAUUCAUCAAGUGAGUUCAUGUUUUUGUAGGACUUGUAAGCAGGAAUCUCCAUGUGAAACUGUAACAAGGUAAAUCUCAUUUCCCACUUCUAGAAACUGGAGUUAAAUAAAGCAAAAAUCACUCGUGGGCUAAUCUCUAACCCCAGCCAUGUGUUCCUAACUAAUGAUAUUGUCUGUAUGGAUAAGCUAAUCCAGUCCAGCUGACUUUUCUGGCCUUAUUUAGCAGAGCAGAUGUGCAAUUCUUUUUUUUUUCAUUGUAAAGAGGAGCACUGUGAAGUCAAGUUGGAGGAAUGUUAGAUUCCUUGUAUAAACUUAUAUUCUGAACAUGUGCUGUCUGUAUGAGGUAUUUGCACUCAUAUACAGUAAAGUACUUCAUAUCUUUUAAAGAAGGGGCUUUCUAACAUAACGUUGGCUCACUUAUCUGUGUUAGACCUAAGAGUUACUUAAGAUUGUAAUUCAUAAUCAUCAUUCAUGAUUUUCAAUAUCUUGCUCUUAAUUUCUGUGCAUUCCAAGUUAAGCUCACAAUACCUUAUGACUGUUGCGUCUCAGACUAAAAGAUUGUAUUGCUUGAUCGUGUUCUUGCAUAACUGUAUGGGCAAUAUGUUUUCUAUUCUGAAAUAUAUCCCUUUCGAAAUUUC
Messenger RNA from Coturnix japonica (Japanese quail), 6800 nucleotides. NCBI's taxonomy places the organism in Eukaryota, Metazoa, Chordata, Aves, Galliformes, Phasianidae. The record is from RefSeq and is a predicted model, not a curated record.